GGAGACGGAAAAGAGAGAAGCAGAGACGGCCUACGCGAUGAAGAAGAUGAAUCGCACUUGGUAAUCGCAGCAAUUAGGGGUCGCAAUUGGUGUAAUGGACAAGGCUGCCUACGAAAUAAUGGAUAUUGAAGGUAUUCAGUCACACCUCCACGCCUUAAGGCAGUUAUAUGGACUGUUACAAAAUGAUGAGGAUGGCAUGCCAAGGCUGACCGCAGAAACUUUGGACGACAAAGGAAAGCUUCUGUUAAAAAAGUUAUUGGACAGUGCUACUGAAAGGGUAUUUGAGGUUCAUUCACAGAUCAUAGCUCGUGAGGUUGAUGCAUCUCUGGCAAACAGUUCAUUAAAAGUUGAUGGCGUUGGUAAGCAAGAAAGUAUGGUGGUAGAGGCACCACAUUUAAUCUUCUCCGCCUGUGAAUCUGAAAACAGAAGGAAACGCUGCAGGAUUUGCCAACGUCCCAAGACUGUGAAGCAUUUUAAACAUAAUAGGAGAGUGAAAUUCACUGAUAAUGGAAGCCAGAGCUCUAUAAGAGUUACUCCAUCACAGGAUAAACCACGUAAUCAAGUUAAUCACAUUUGGCAGAGUGAUGAUCAGGGAGAAGGAUUUCGAUCGCUUAACGCCCAAUUCUGUUUUCCAUCAGGAAGCAAUGAAAGGGAAGAUAAGAGUGGGAUUUUUCUCAGUGGCGUUGGGUCUAUUGUUUCUUCUUCAGCUAAUUCCCCAGUGCCUGAGUUUAUUAAAACAAAAGCUAAGCAUGAUGAGCAUAUUCACGAAACUGUGGGAAACAAUUAUUUGUCCAAACAAGUUUCAGAAGCCAUCAAAGAAAUUGAACUCCGCAUAUCGACCUUGCAGUUGGAGGCCAAAUAUGAGUCUGGCAAUGCCAUUGCUGAUAAGUUUCUGCAAUUGGAUGUCCCUUCUGCUGUUAGGCAGACACAAGGAUUGAUCCCCAGUUUUGUGAAUGAACCAAACAGCUCAGACCAUGAUAUUGCACAUCAAAAAACUCCAGAUCCUAAGGGUUAUAGAUUCAUUGAACGCCAAAAGGGGACAUCAAAUUCACUUUCUGCUAUAAGAAACAAGGACCGAGACUCUGUGCCUCUGAACUUGAAUACUUGGAAAAUAAAAUCUGCGAGGCCAACAAUGCAGUUUAUUGAAAACAAAAAGGGUUUGGCAAGUCAUCACAAAACUAUGAGACAGACUAGGUUGGGUUCUGAGCACAGUCAACUCACAGAGACCAGAAAGUUGGAUAAAGAUGUGAUUCGAUAUGGAAACCAUGGAAAAAGAAGCAGCAGUUGCAGUGAUAGUGGGCCCUACCGUUCACGUCGCAUCACAAGAAGCCGUUAUAUGAUUGACUCAAGCAGCGGUGAGAAUGAGGUUUACUCAUCAUCAUCAUCAUUGCCAAGCAGCAGCAGUGCUAGAAGCUUUCAGCAGAGGAGUUGUUCUACACGCAGAGGUGAGAGUGAGACAUCCUCACAACUAGAUUCUUCUUCUACCCAUUCUGUUGAUUCAUCAUCAAAGACAUCCAGUCCUGUUAGGGUCCACAAAUCUGCCAAUUCAAAGAAAACUAAGAAGACACAAGUUGGGCGGUGGAAGAAGUUGAAGGACAAGCUAGGAAUUAUAUUUCAUCAUCACCACCACCACCACCACCAUCAUAAUGUCAACAAGAAAGUUCAGAAUACUAGUAGUUAUAAUAUAACCAAGGUAAAUCACAAAGAACCUCCACCGAAGCUGCAAGGAAAGAUUCCAAAUUCUCAGAGAAAAUAUGAGGCCUUUGAAGAACAGGCAAUGCAGAAGGUUGGAAAGAACAAGCAGGGCAGCAAUUUUCAGACUCUAGUGAGGGGGCUGAGGCACGCCCGCCAUUUGAAGAAACCAAAGCCACCAAAACACGGCGGGCUACCCUCCAAAAAGGGGACACAUGGGAACAAGAAGGUGGUCAAGGCAUCUCAUUGGUGGCAGCUGUUGCGUCACCAUGGAAAGCUGAAGAAGCCACCCGUGUUGCUCGAUUCAAAUGCUAAGAAAAAGCUCGCGAAAGACUUUUCUAAGAUGAAGUGAUGAGAGGAGGCAAACAUGAUGGUUAGGCAUUUUAUCAUCCAGUAAGAUCAACUCUUCUGGUAUAUUUAUUUAGCUUCGGCAUUGUUUGUAAAACUAUUCAAAACAAACGAAACACCUACUUGCCCAUUAUGAACUCAUAUAUGUAAUUAUCCUAGCUUGGUGUAAAUAUAUAUCCAGUGUACUG
Messenger RNA from Cuscuta campestris, 2228 nucleotides. Lineage: Eukaryota; Viridiplantae; Streptophyta; Magnoliopsida; Solanales; Convolvulaceae. The record is from the annotation of a GenBank genome assembly.